Messenger RNA from Phyllopteryx taeniolatus (common seadragon), 4567 nucleotides. RefSeq names its product neurotensin receptor 1 (high affinity) (gene ntsr1). Gene Ontology annotation, molecular function: G protein-coupled neurotensin receptor activity. Gene Ontology annotation, biological process: neuropeptide signaling pathway. NCBI's taxonomy places the organism in Eukaryota, Metazoa, Chordata, Actinopteri, Syngnathiformes, Syngnathidae. The record is from RefSeq and is a predicted model, not a curated record. The transcript has 4 exons. Bases 6 to 1280 code for a protein of 424 amino acids. Gene Ontology annotation, cellular component: plasma membrane.
AUCUGAUGUUCAGGUCAAACGUUGUUCGGACGUCCAUGUUCCUGAAUAAAAGUGUGCGUCUGCAUGCGCGUAGAGGCGACAUGGAUUUCAACUUGACACGUUUUGGGCGCGACGCGCACGGCCACGGCGCACUGGCGCAGCUACUUUUGGGGAAUCACUCUUUCCUUUACAACAGCACAGCCGACCUCGACCAGGAGGACUUGGAAGUGAACACGGACGCGUACUCCAAAGUGAUCGUGACCAUCAUCUACCUGCUUCUGUUCACCGUGGGCUUGCUGGGCAACUCCAUCACCUUGUACGCCCUCCUGAGCAAAAAGAGUCUGCAGAACCUGCAAAGCACCGUCCACUACCACCUGGCCAGCCUGGCCGUGUCCGACCUGCUCAUCCUGGUCCUCUCCAUGCCCAUCGAGCUGUACAACUUCAUCUGGUUCCACCACCCGUGGGUGUUCGGGGACGCAGUGUGCCGCGGCUACUACUUCCUCCGGGACAGUUGCUCGUACGCCACCGCUUUCAACAUCGCCUCGCUGAGCGUGGAGCGCUACAUGGCCAUCUGCCAUCCGUUCAAAGCCAAGAGCAUCAUGUCCCGCAGCCGCACCAAGAAGCUGAUCAGCGGCAUGUGGCUCGCUUCCUUCGCGCUGGCCACGCCAAUGCUCUUCAUCAUGGGCCAGGAGGCGCGUCAGGGCGAGAACAUCUGCACCGCCACCGUGGCCCCUGUCACCAUGAAGACGGUGCUCCAGGUGAAUGCCUUCUUGUCCUUUGUGGUACCCAUGGUGGCCAUUUCCGCGCUGAACGGGAUCAUCGCCAAUCAACUGUUGCGAAUGUUCCAUGAGGCAGACCAAGACAACCGUGUCUGCAUCGUUGGUGGGAAUCCCACAAUGCUCAACGUCUCAGUGGAGCCCAAUCGUGCUCAGUCACUUCGCCAUGGGGUUCUUGUUCUUCGAGCAGUGGUCAUGGCCUUUGUGGUCUGCUGGCUGCCUUACCACGCCCGCCGCCUCAUGUUCUGCUACGUCUCUGACUGGUCCGAUAACUUGUACGACUUCUACCACUACUUCUACAUGCUGACCAACGUCCUGUUCUACGUCAGCUCGGCCAUCAACCCCAUCCUCUACAACUUGGUGUCAGCCCCCUUCCGCCAGAUCUUCUUCUCCACGCUGCGCUACUUCUGCAUGCCCUACCGUCACGUCCCCAGAAGGCACCCCGGCCCUCUGACCCGCCACUCACUCAGCAUCUCCAGCAACCACACACUCUCCACAAACAUCAUCAAGGAGACGGCCUACUGAUUCCAUUGGAACACAUCGCAGUAACACCACCACCCUUUCCCAUUUUAUGAUUACUAGUCAUCUCUGUCAUGGAUUUGGAGAUAAUCCACAACUUGAACCCUUAUUGCGAACAGUUGUGAAAUAAACAUCUGCUCGCUUUAGUGUGUUGCUUACAACUCUGAACAGGAACGUUAGCGAUGAUGCUAACGCGACAACACCACUGUGUCCUGGCUGAUCCACUAGUUGUAUAAACCACUAAAAUUGGUGAUCAAGGAGUUGCAAUGACAAAGGCGCUCUUAUUUUUAAUUUUCAUUGUCAGUGCAGCAUCUACAUGAUAUACAUUUUCGGACAAAUUUAUUACACAUCAUUGUAGCUUAACCAUCCACACUUUUGUUUACACAUUAUCAGAGGUGUGGACUCGAGUUACAUGACUUGGGCUCAAAUCAGACUCAAGUCAUGAAUUUGAUAACUUUAAACUCGACUUCACAAUAUGUUACAAGACUUGCAACCUGACUUGGACUUGAACAGCAAUGACUUAUGACUUCACUUGGACUUGAACCUAUUGACUUGAAAAUACUUGCUGAUUUAACCAAAGCACUGAGAAACCAAAAUUCAUAACUUCUCUACACUAUAUGUAUCACUUAUUGUUAUACUACAGCAAAACAUGACAAGUGACAAAAUAAUGCUGCGCAUCUUACUGAUAAUUUAUUAGGUCAGAGUGUACCAUGCUAUCAUUGCUAAAAUUUGUUCUUAUUAUCUUCAGACAAGUUACCGCCCUGAUGGGCAUCCAUCCAUCCAUCCAUUUUCUGAGCCGCUUCUCCUCACUAGGGUCGCGGGCGUGCUGGAGCCUAUCCCAGCUGUCAUCGGGCAGGAGGCGGGGUACACCCUGAACUGGUUGCCAGCCAAUCGCAGGGCACAUAGAAACUAACAACCAUUCGCACACACAGUCAUGCCUACGGGCAAUUUAGAGUCUCCAAUGAAUGCAUGUUUUUGGGAUGUGGGAGGAAACCGGAGUGCCCGGAGAAAACCCACGCAGGCACGGGGAGAACAUGCAAACUCCACACAGGCGGGGACGGGGAUUGAACCCCGCACCUCAGAACUGUGAGGCUAACGCUCUAACCAGUCGGCCACCGUGCCGCCCCCUGAUGGGCACUCUCUUGUAAAAAAAAAAAUAAUAAUAAUAAAUGAUCAAGAGGUCAUUCUCUCACACAGUCUUCUUCUUUCCCAUUCGGCUUGUCCCUUUAGGGGUCACCACAGCGCGUCAUCCUUUUCCAUGUAAGCCUAUCUCCUGCAUCCUCCUCUCGAACACCAACUGCCCUCAUGUCUUCCCUCACGACAUCCAUCAACCUUCUCUUUGGUCUUCCUCUCGCUCUCUUGCCUGGCAGCUCCAUCCUCAUCAUCCUUCUACCAAUAUACUCACUAUUUCUCCUCUGGAUGUGACCAAACCAUCGAAGUCUGCUCUCUCUAACUUUGUCUCCAAAACAUCGAACCUUGGCUGUCCCUCUGAUGAGCUCAUUUCUAAUUUUAUCCAACCUGGUCACUCCGAGAGCGAACCUAAACAUUUUCAUUUCCACCACCUCCAGCUCUGCUUCCUGUUGUCUCUUCAGUGCCACUGUCUCUAAUCCGUGCAUCAUGGCUGGCCUCACCACUGUUUUAUAAACUUUGCCCUUCAUCCUAGCAGAGACUCUUCUGUCACAUAACACACCUGACACCUUCCUCCACCCGUUCCAACCUGCUUGGACCCGUUUCUUCACUUCCUGACCACACUCACCAUUGCUCUGGACGGUUGACCCCAAGUAUCUAAAGUCCUCCACCCUUGCUAUCUCUUCUCACUGUAGCCUCACUCUUCCCCCACCACCCGUCUCAUUCAUGCACAUAUAUUCUGUCUUACUUCGGCUAAUCUUCAUUCCUCUGCUUUGCAGUGCAUGCCUCCAUUUUUCUAACUGUUCCUCCACCUGCUCCCUGCUUUCACUGCAGAUCACAAUGUCAUCUGCAAACAUCAUGGUCCACGCGGAUUCCAGUCUAACCUCAUCUGUCAGCCUAUCCAUCACCACUGCAAACAGGAAGGGGCUCAGGGCUGAUCCCUGUUGCAGUCCCACCUCCACCUUAAAUUCGUCUGUCACACCUACAGCACACGCUGUUCUGCUGCCCUCGUACAUGUCCUAUAGUAUUCUAACAUACUUCUCUGCCACUCCAGACUUCCGCAUGCAGUACCACAGUUCCUCUCUGGGUACUCUGACAUAGGCUUUCUCUAGAUCUACAAAGACACAAUGUAGCUCCUUCUAACCUUCUCUGUACUUUUCCAUCAACAUCCUCAAGGCAAAUAAUGCAUCUGUGGUACUCUUUCUAGGCAUGAAAACAUACUGUUGCUUGCAAAUACGCACUUCUGUCCUGAGUCUAGCCUCCACUACUCUUUCCCAUAACUUCAUUGUGUGGCUCAUCAACUUUAUUCCUCUAUAGUUCCCACAGCGCUCCACAUCACCCUUGUUCUUAAAAAUGGGCACCAGCACACUUUUCCUCCAUUCCUCAGGCAUCUUCUCACGCGCUAUAAUUCUGUUGAACAAGCUGGUCAAAAACUCCACAGCCACCUCACCUAGAUGCUUCCAUACGUCCACAGGAAUGUCAUCAGGACCAACUGCCUUUCCAUUUUUCAUCCUCUUUAAUGCCUUUCUAACUUCCCCCUUACUAAUCAUUGCCACUUCCUGGUCCACCACACUUGCCUCUUCUACUCUCCCUUCUCUCUCAUUUUCCUCAUUCAUCAACUCCUCGAAGUAUUCUCUCCAUCUAUCUUGCACCAGUCAACAUAUUUCCAUCUCUAUCCUUAAUCACCCUAACCUGCUGCACAUCCUUUCCAUCUCUAUCCUUCUGUCUGGUCAGCCUGUAUAGAUCCUUUUCUCCUUCUUUAGUGUCGGUAGGAUAUUCGACAUGAAGCUACAUUCUUGAUUCCUCUUCGUGUCGUGUUCUUCUUCGCCUCUUUUUGACGUAAUAUUUUUACGUAGUGCGGCCUAGUGUUCCAACUGAGAUACCACAGUUGGAUAAAAUUGUGCCUUUUUAACAAGAUGAUAAACUUGUGUUCUUUUUUUAAAUUGCCUUAUGUUUUUGAUAAUCACAAGAAAUGCCUAUUAAUAUUUGUUUGAAAUUGCCUCACUAGAAAUGUUUGUAGACAAGAACAUGGUUCAAUGCCCUUGUUUUAAAGUGGCGCACGGUGGACGACUGGUUAGAGCGUCUGCCUCACAGUUCUGAGGACCGGGUUUCAAUCCCCGGCCCCUCCUGUGUGGAGUUUGCAUGUUCUCCCCGUGCCUGCGUGG